CUUGUAGAUGCUUCUUCACUUCAAGAGAGAGAGAGAAACGGAUAUGGAUGAAGAAAUAAACCAAUUCAAAGCCCAUAUAUAGCUCAUCCAUGAAAUCCUUUUUAAAUAUAUAUUUUUGCAUCAGUUGGUAUCAAUAUGAAGUUUAAUAAUCUCGAGUUCGCAGCCGUCUCAAAUCGGCAUCUGCUACGUAUAAAUCCGCGUCCCCGGUGAAAAUCUCAUUUCUACGUAAACUGCAGCAGGUAUCCGCAUCUGAAAAUCGACGGAGCUGAUUGCGCGAAAUUGCGAGUUACAGAUGGUGAUGGAAGAUAUAGGGAGCUGCGGAAGUACUAGGCGAGAGGAGAAACCGUCGUCGGCGAAGACGAGCCGGUUGCAGCAGAAGAAAGCGGAGGUUUACAAUGAGGUUUUGCGGCGGCUCAAGGAAGUCGGACAUUACGAAGCUCAGGAAAUGGAUUUCGAUCAUCAGCUUUGGGCUCAUUUCAAUCGCCUGCCUCCUAGGUACGCGAUGGAUGUGAACUUGGAGAGGGCGGAGGAUGUUCUCACGCACAAGAGGCUCCUGCAUCUGGCGCGUGAUCCUGCUAAUAGGCCCACAUUUGAUGUCCGUUUAGUGCAGGUAGUGCCAGCCUCGGAUGGGAACUUAGGAGAUGCGGCACAUUCUAGUUCUCCAAGAAAGGAUAGCAUCCAUCCACCACCUGCUUUUGGAUCUUCUCCUAAUCUUGAGGCACUUGCACUUCAAGCAAGCAAAUCAGAAGUACAAGAUGGAGAUAUUGGUGCAGAUGCCGUUGCAAAGUUUAGAAGGCCUAUGCACGAGAUUACUUUCUCAACAAUUGACAGGCCGAAGCUCCUCAGUCAGCUGACUUCUUUAUUAGCUGAAGUUGGGCUCAACAUUCAGGAAGCACACGCCUUUUCAACUGUGGAUGGCUAUUCUCUUGAUGUCUUUGUUGUUGACGGUUGGCCAUUUGAGGAGGUCGAACAACUUCGUACUGCACUUGAAAAAGAAGUUCUAAAGACUGAGAAAUGUUCGUGGCCCAAUCUACAGUCUUUGCCUUCUCUCAAUGAAGAUAAACAAAUAAGGAUCAAAUGUGAAUAUGAUCAACUGACAAUACCCAAUGAUGGUACUGAUGUCUGGGAAAUCGAUCCUCAACUUCUCAAAUUCGAGUCCAAAGUAGCUUCAGGAUCGUAUGGUGAUCUAUACAGAGGUACUUACCGUAGUCAGGAUGUCGCAAUUAAAAUUCUCAAGGCUGAGCGCUUGAACACAGAACUCCAGAAGGAAUUUGCUCAAGAAGUAUAUAUAAUGAGAAAAAUUCGUCACAAAAACGUUGUUCAAUUCAUCGGGGCAUGCACCAGGCCUCCAAACUUGUGCAUAGUUACAGAAUUCAUGUCUGGGGGGAGCGUUUACGACUUUUUACACAAGCAAAAGGGUAGUUUUAAGCUUCCUGGAUUACUUAAAGUUGCUAUUGACGUUUCAAAGGGGAUGAACUUUUUGCACCAGAACAAUAUAAUCCACAGGGACUUGAAGGGUGCAAAUCUUUUGAUGGAUGAAAACGAAGUCGUUAAAGUGGCCGACUUUGGAGUGGCGAGAGUGAAGGCUCAGACGGGCGUGAUGACCGCUGAAACCGGGACAUACCGGUGGAUGGCCCCUGAGGUGAUAGAGCACAAGCCUUAUGAUCACAAAGCUGAUGUUUUCAGUUUUGGGGUGGUUUUAUGGGAACUGCUCACAGGAAAGCUGCCGUACGAGUAUCUCACCCCUUUACAAGCAGCUGUUGCGGUGGUGCAAAGGGGUCUGCGGCCGACUAUCCCGAGACACACGAACGCGAAGCUCGCCGAGCUGCUCGAGAGAUGCUGGCAGCGAGAUCCUGCUCUCAGACCUGACUUCUCUGAUAUAACUCAAAUCUUACAGAAAAUUUUUAAGGAGGUAGUAUUUUUUUUCCCUUCAGCUUUACUUCAAUUACUCAUAGAAUUCUUUUUCACUCAAUUAGUAAGUUUCAAAGGUGAAAAUUUCAUCUCAAAGGUGACAUUAUUACUAUAACAAAACUGAGCAUAACUUAAAAGUUUUUUUAUGCAAAAAAUAGAGAAAUAAUGCAUGCUAAAUUAAUUUCGUUGUGAAACAGGUUGAAGAGGAGGGAGAUGGACGAAAGGAGAAAGGCGGAGGAUUCUUUUCUUCCUUGAGACGCGGCCAUCAUUAGCGGAUUAAUUUUAUUUUAAUUUAAUUUGUACCUUAAUAUUUUCGUUUGUAUACAACUCCAAUUUUGGAUUAUUUUACCCCCAUAAUUCAUUUUGUUUUGUACA
Salvia miltiorrhiza (redroot sage) is the source of this 2286-nucleotide messenger RNA. RefSeq names its product serine/threonine-protein kinase STY46-like. Gene Ontology annotation, biological process: protein phosphorylation. The transcript has 15 exons. The record is from RefSeq and is a predicted model, not a curated record. NCBI's taxonomy places the organism in Eukaryota, Viridiplantae, Streptophyta, Magnoliopsida, Lamiales, Lamiaceae. Gene Ontology annotation, molecular function: ATP binding; protein kinase activity. The coding region runs from base 293 to 2026 and encodes 577 amino acids.